GUAACUUAAUUAAGUUGCGGAAAUAUCAGUAAUCAAACUGAUACAGAUUUUUAGUCAUAUUUACAGAAUAUCCAGAAACAAUAUUGUGUCAGUGGUACAAAUUUACAGAAAGCCUGUCUGCAUAAAACAAAUACUAUAUACAUUUAAUGAACUAGAUUUAUAGAUUGUAAAGCUGUAAGAGAGAGGAAACGGUAGGUACAGAAAAAAGUAACAGGUUUACAGAAGCUGGUCAUCAGGAGGAACAGACACACUCCCUUCACUUGGAUACUUGAGCCCUUCUGUUCAGACGACUGAGUUCCAGCCACUUACCCUUGGACACCCUUAAAUAAGGACCAUGUCAACAGCAGUUUCCUCCUCAACGAUGGACAGAGAGGGGGGCCUUGCAGGACUUGGCAAGAAGAACCCACUGGCUGGUCUACGCUGGAGGAGGUUAGAGGAGCCAUUGGGAUUCAUUAAGUUACUGGAAUGGCUGUUUGCUAUAUUUGCCUUUGGAUGUUGUGGGUCAUACAGUGGAGAGACAGCAGCAACUGUCAUGUGCAAGACAGAGACGGACUCAGACACAGAAAUAAAGCUCAUCUCAGUUCCCUUUGCAUACCCAUUCAGGCUGUAUCGCCAGCGCUAUGAGAUGCCAGCUUGUGAAGAUAUAGAAAGGCGUAUUCUCCACUUGACAGGGGAUUUCUCAGCCCCCGCAGAGUUCUUUGUUACCAUGGGAGUCUUUGCAUUCCUAUACUCUAUGUUUGCACUGGUCGUCUAUCUGCGCUUCCACGAAGAAUACACCAAAAUCCGCCGAGUGCCAAUUGUGGAUUUGUGCGUGACUGGUGCCUUUGCCUUUUUGUGGCUUGUGGCAGCUUCAGCUUGGGGGAAAGGACUGAUGGAUGUGAAGGUGGCCACUCAACCUUCCAACCUUGUCUCUUCAAUGCCUCUGUGCCAAAUGGAAAAAGCAACAUGCAAUGCUGGCUCUCAACCAUAUUUUGCACUUGCUAACAUUUCUGUGCUCUUUGGCUUUCUGAAUUUCCUUAUCUGGGCUGCCAAUGUAUGGUUUGUGUUUAAAGAGACCACAUUGAGUAAUAAACCUGCCUCCAAAGAGGAAUCUGCAGAGCGUGGAGAGGUUGAAGACCACCAGUGAUACCUGGCAAACAAAUUCCUGGGUUUCCAACAUCAACUCUUCCUCCUGAAAUUCUAGAAAUGAGCCCUCUCCUUUACCAGGCUUCAAAUUAUCAUUAUGAUCUUUUAUUUUUUGCCCUAACACUGUCCACUCUUUCAGUGAAUAUGAGUAAUAUUCCAAAAACAUACCAGUAUACAGAGGUGCUUAUUAAAACUGCUUAAUGUAGGGUUUAUUUGAAUCAUAUUUAAUACAGCCCAGCAUAUAGCGUAUUUUAUGUACGAGUAACCCAAUUUGUACCUAACCAUAGACACAAAUAAAAAAGCAGGGUUGAGCUUUUUAUAAUGCUGUUUAUAACAGUAUUUAUUUUUAAAUAUGUGCCCUACUGUAUAGGACAGUACUGAUCCAUAAUAUCCUUUCUUUUGGAAUUGCCUCCUGUCCUGUAACCUUAAUAACCUUUCUCACCUGUCCACAGUAAGAUGACCCAUCUAUCUCCAGUGUCUCUGGUGCUAUUUAUUAAAUAAAAAUAAAUACUCUACA
This is a messenger RNA of Xenopus tropicalis (tropical clawed frog), 1642 nucleotides long. RefSeq names its product synaptophysin like 2 (gene sypl2). The record is from RefSeq and is marked provisional. Gene Ontology annotation, cellular component: synaptic vesicle; membrane. Lineage: Eukaryota; Metazoa; Chordata; Amphibia; Anura; Pipidae.